Messenger RNA from Pyricularia oryzae 70-15, 1734 nucleotides. Its product is annotated as aspartyl-tRNA synthetase. Gene Ontology annotation, molecular function: RNA binding; aspartate-tRNA ligase activity; ATP binding. Bases 1 to 1734 code for a protein of 577 amino acids. Gene Ontology annotation, cellular component: cytoplasm; cytosol; aminoacyl-tRNA synthetase multienzyme complex. The record is from RefSeq and is a predicted model, not a curated record. NCBI's taxonomy places the organism in Eukaryota, Fungi, Ascomycota, Sordariomycetes, Magnaporthales, Pyriculariaceae. Gene Ontology annotation, biological process: aspartyl-tRNA aminoacylation. The transcript is spliced from 2 exons.
AUGUCUGAGCAACAGGCAACCGAAUCGAAGCCCACCGAGGCACCUGCUGCCGGUGCGGCACCUGCGGCCGGCGAGGAGGGACCAUCCAAGAGCGCCCUGAAGAAGGCAGCGGCAGCAGCCAAGAAGGCCGAGGCAAAGGCAAAGAAGGCGGCCGAGGUCGCCAUGCGAGAGGCCCAAGCCAAGGCUGCAGCGGGCGGCGGCGAGGACCUGGCCAAGGACAACUACGGCGCUGCGGCACCCGCAGAGCGAUUGACCAGCCCCGAGAUCACACUGCCGGAGCUGGGCGAGGCUCAGGUCGACAAGACCGUGCACCUCUUUGCGUUUAUGCAGAACUCGCGCAUGCAAGGCGCCAAGAUGGCGUUUGUGGAACUGCGCGAGAAGGGCACGUGGGCGAUCCAGGGUAUUGUUGCGGCGUCGGCAGAGGGCAAGCCCGUCAGCAAGCAGAUGGUCAAGUGGGUCGGUUCCUUGUCGGUCGAGGCCUGGGUACUCGUCGAGGGUGUGGUCAAGAAGGCGCCUGAGCCGGUCAAGAGCGUCCGGGUCAGCGGGUACGAGCUGCACAUCUCGCGCUUCUACUGCAUCAGCCCCGGCCCGCAGCAGUUGGGUCUGACCCUGGCGGCCGCCAACAAUGGCUUCUCGAACGAGGAUGCCGCCCCCGAGGAGGGCCCUGUCGUCACGGCAAGCUUGAACACCCACCUGGACUACUUUGUCAUCAGCAAGCGGUCGGCUGUGCGUAGCGCAGUUGCCGACGUACGAGAGACGACCAAGGAGCUGUUCCGAUCGUAUCUAAAGGAGCGCGGCUUCCACGAGUUUGAGAGCCCUUGUAUUAUCGAGGCUGCCAGUGAGGGCGGUGCCAACGUCUUCUCGGCCGACUACUUUGACAAGAAGGUGUUCCUAGCACAGUCGCCCCAGUUCUACAAGCAGUACGAGAUCGCAGGUGGCAGGCAGCGUGUUUUCUGUAUCGGACCUGUGUUCAGGGCGGAGAACAGCAACACCCCCAGGCACAUGACGGAAUUCACCGGUCUUGAUAUGGAAAUGGUUAUCAAGUGGCACUACCACGAGGUGCGCGACAUGCUCGAGGGCGUAUUCCUGCACAUCUUCCGCGAGCUGAAGAAGCAGUGUGCCGAGCAAAUCGAAACUGUCCGGUCCGUUUUCCCGGCCGAGGACUUUGCCCUGCCGGAGCCGGGCAAAGAGGUGCGCCUCACAUUUGCUGAGGGUCAGAAGCUGUUGCGCGAGGAGGGACCGGAGGAGUUCCGCAACGUUAGCGACUUCGAGGACAUGAGCACACCACAGGAGAAGGCUCUUGGCGAGAUCAUCCGCCGCAAGUUUGGCACCGACUUUUACGUGCUCGACAAGUUCCCCGAGAGCGCCAGGCCGUUUUACACCUGCGAGGACCCAGAGAACCGCGAGCUGACCAACGCGUACGACUUUUUCAUGCGUGGACAGGAGAUCAUGUCCGGCGGACAGCGUAUCCACAAGCCAGAGGAGAUCGAGGCGCGCAUGAGGAGGAAGGGUCUCGACCCCAACUCCAAGGGCCUGAAGGGCUACGUCAACACAUUCCGCCAGGCUGGUGUGCCGCCGCACGGUGGUGGUGGUAUUGGUCUCGACCGUGUGGUGCAGUUCUUCCUCAACCUUUCCACCGUACAGUACGCCGCCUUUUACCCAAGGACACCGAACCGGGUGCGCGAUGGGGUUUCGGAGGACGAGCCCGCUCCGGCUCCGGCGGUCGAGUCUUGA